This is a messenger RNA of Heterotrigona itama, 2437 nucleotides long. Lineage: Eukaryota; Metazoa; Arthropoda; Insecta; Hymenoptera; Apidae. The record is from the annotation of a GenBank genome assembly.
AGAGGAUGUAACGACGUUGUUGAUUCAUGUUUCCAAACAUUGAGUGAACUAAGCACAAGUUCUUUCACUGACCUUGGUAGCAGUUGUAUGACAUAAUUUUAAUUUUUGGGAAUCAAAUUAACGCGGCGAUUUAUCUAUAUAGUCUUAUUUCGAAAUUUAGUUUGUUACAUUACUGGUUUUGGAUGUACAAUUCUACCUGAUAAUAAGCCUUGGAAGGAGCUAUUAGAUUGUGAAGUAACAUUUGUUUCAAUUUUCUCAUGGGCUUUAUCGAUGAUGAAUUACAAGAGGUAUCAAAACUUUGUCAAAAUGUCGUUGAUGGUAGUCGUCUUGUUUCCUGUGUUCGCACCAUGGUGCGAGUGGAAAUAACGAAAACAAGGUGCAAAACUAUUAUCGUGUGCAUUCAGUUCUCAAAAGACUAUCCUUAUACUCCACUUUUAAUUGAAUUAAAAAGCAAAACUUUGUCUGUGAAAUUACUUGAUGGUCUAACAGAAGUUUGUGAAAAGGAAUGCAAGAACCUGUUAGGGAAAGCACAGGUGCUACCAAUAUUGAAGUUUAUUCGUAAUUUCAUUGAUGAAAAUCCAUUGAUUUGUUGUUAUGAUGAAAUCUCAGCUAUAAAAAAGAUUUUGGAGCAUGACGAUGAAUUAAAAUUGAAACAGAAGUAUUCAUGUAUCAAUUUGAAGAUUAAAAAAGGAUUAUAUUAUUUCAAAGCUAAAAUUGAGGUACCAGAUAACUAUCCAGUUGCUUGCGUAAAGUUGGAAGAUGCAGAUACAAAUUUUCCACCAUUAUUUGCACGUCACUUCAUAGGCCAAGGAAAAGAAUUAGCUAGACAGUGUGUAGAACCACCACUGAACCUGAAGAAAAAAUCACAAUCUCCUUUUGUUCCAACACCGUCCUUGAAAGUUGUUAUUUCUUUUCUCAUAAAUUCUGUAAAGACUUUACCACAAGAGCAUUGUCAGUCAUGCAGACAAACAUGUCUGCCACCCAACCCAGAAAAUGCAGAGACCAACGAAACUGCAAAUAUGCAUGUAGAAAGACUUUACUGUGGACAUUUGUUUCACCUACGGUGUCUUGUGACAUUCAUGAAGACUCCUCCAUUCCAUGGGGGUAAAAAAUGUCCAACAUGUGAGCAACGUAUCUAUCAUGAAAAAUGGGGCAUGAGUGAUAAGCUUGCAGAAGAACGUUGGGCUCAUCAACAAGCUCGAGCAAGAGAACUAGCAGAGGUAGAAGAUUUCUUGACAUGAAAUCUAUCAAUUUUAUUUAAAUCAUAUCUCGACAAAUGACGUCAUUUGUUUACGGAACAAUGCAAUAUCGUGAACAAACUAUUGUUAUGGACAAUUUGACAAGAGAGGACAAAAGAUUUUUAAAAUAACAUUAUAAUCACACGUUUCGACGUUUUACGUACUCAUGACGAGUGUAUAUAGGCCAGUUAAGAGAAGGUAUUUUUAAUACCCUGAAGUUUAUUAUUAUAAUAUAUAUAAAACGGUUUAUAUUUAUAUCGCACUUUAUAAUAACGAUUUGCUUACUGUGGUGCUAAUAUUUCGGAUUACCCAGUUACUUUUUUAUUGAAUAAAUAUCAUAAAAUUUCGCCAUUGAAUUUUGUAUCUAAUUGAGAUUUAAUAACUUUUUGUAAAUCCGUAAAUUUAUAAAUUUAGAUAUUUAAUCAUUUUUAUAUUGUGUAUCUAAAUUGUAUUUCGAAAUAGCUACGAAAUUUGUUUAUUAUUAUUUGGUUAUUAUACCGAUGUCAAACGUCACGUUGGUUAAAUAUUUAUAUCUAAUUAUAUCUAAUUAAAAUAUUUGAAAGAAAAAAAAAACGGUUGAAAAAAGUGUUGAUAUAUUUAUCGUAUGUUGUACCUACCAGUUUGGUUGCCAAGUGCCUUUCUAUGUUUUACCAUUGUAGCGAGAAUACUGGAUGUUAUGUGUUGUGAAAUCCAUUUUAAUAUCUUGACGUUAAAAUCGGAUUGAAUUGAAUCGCACUACUGGAGGAAGAAAUUUUAAUGUUAAAAAUUGAUUCGUUAACAAUUAAUAACAAAAUUCAACCGUUCAAAAAACUUUCAAUUCUCACCGUGAAAGAAAAAUGGGCGCGACAUUUAACAUGUACUGAUCACAGCGCCACUCACAUCGUGCGAAAUCAAUCAAUAAAAUAUCGAUAUGUUUAGUUUUAAAAAAUUGAGAUUGGCUGUUCUUUAUUAUAUAGCAAAAGGUAAAAAAAAAAAAAAAGAAAUCAAUUUUUGAUAAUAAUAUUAAAUAGAUAUAAAAUAUAUUCUUCCUUAAUCGAAUUGUUUUUAAAAUGGAAUGUACUUACAAUUUUUUUAUUUGCGACUGUAAUAAUAAAUAUUUAUGGACGAACGAAUUUUAUGUGAAUUUUAUUACGAAUGAAAAAUGUUUUUUUACGUUAAACGAGAACAAAAUUAACGAAGAAUAAUAUUCACGUUGGUUU